GUAAUGUUGAAGUCUUGUCUUAAAAUGACGACUAGUGGCAGACAAAUAGUCUAUAUAUUGGCCAAUAGGGCUUAUUCAAGAAAAUCUCGGCGCACUAGGGAAUUGAAAGGAGAAGAAUUACUGGAACAUGAAGAUGAAUUAGUCAUGUUUUAUCCAUCUAUAGUAAUAUAAUUUUUGGUAUCUAGAAAAUUGAAGACUCAGAGUUUCGAACAAAUCCUAACUGGCAACUAGUUCCAAAAAAUAAAGAUAGCCAAUUUAAAUUACCUAAUAAUGUUGGAAUAGCUCCAGAAGAUUGUAUUAUUACAACGCACCUGAAUUAUCACUCGCAAGACUGUCCAAUAUUGUUAAGAUCAGAAAUAACUGAGCGAUUCAAUGUUCCACACUUAAAACACUUUCCUUUAUGUAUGAUAACAAUUAAUUUGAAACAAAUAUCUAGCACUAAUUUGUCAAAUUUAACUAAACAAUAUUUGUAUGCGGCUUUUGGAAUUACUGAUCGUUUACAAAGUGCAGGAUAUUGGGCCGACUUCAUACAUCCAUAUACUGGUCUGCCAGCUAUUAAUCCUGGCCAUAAUGUAGAUUUUUCUACAUUAGAACUGCCUUAUAAACAUUCUGUCUAUCAUGUUAGUUCUCGAAAAAAGUGUAAAGUAAUAGUUGAAAAACUCUCUCCUAAUACCAUUGGUAACAUAUUUACCAAUGCUUCACCAGAAAAAACAGAUAUUGUUGAAGAUAUUUUAGAUGAAGUCAGCCAAAUACAUCAUACUGAUGGUGAAUGAUUAUGUAGUAUCAAGAUCAUACUCGUAUUUGAAUCUUAAAUUUUUAUUUCAAUGUAUUAUACUGUUACUAGUUAUUUGACGAGAUAUAAAUAAAUGUGUAAAUGUAAUAAUAAAAAAAAUAAUUAACACCUAUUUUAAAAAUUUAAAAUAACAAAAUAUAAUUUUACUAUUAUAAAAGUAAUUAUAUAAAAAUAUAUAAAGAUAUAAUCAUUGUUUAA
Molecule: messenger RNA, 991 nt
Organism: Daktulosphaira vitifoliae (grape phylloxera)
Lineage: Eukaryota; Metazoa; Arthropoda; Insecta; Hemiptera; Phylloxeridae
Product: cobalamin trafficking protein CblD
Exons: 6
Coding region: 405-773 (122 amino acids)
Biological process (GO): cobalamin metabolic process
Cellular component (GO): mitochondrion
Source: RefSeq, a predicted model, not a curated record